AACAACCCCCAAACCAAGUCUUUCAUUGUCUGCCUCGAUAUCAUGGUGAGUGGCGUUAGGUUCUGCUCCUGAAGAGACAGGAGUACUGCAGCUGAUUGCUUUCUGAGCGCCGGUGUGGAGUUUUUUCUAAACACUAGUGGACAAACGAAGCAUAGGUUUCUACGUGGAAGAAUAGCAAAAAAAAAAAAUCUGAAAUUGUUAAUCGAGAACUUAAUUGGUCAAGAGUUACUCCAGCAAACAAAAAUCGUGGAUCAGCAUGAGAUUGUUAAAAUCGACAUAAACAUCUCUCAAAGUAAAGCAGUCCUUUGUGUGUGUGUGUGUGUGUUUUUAAAUUUAAUUUUAUUAUAGGUAAGCAUAGUGCCACCGCUUAUAGUUUUUCUAACGUUAUAGCUGUACGCCUAGUCCUUCAUCAUGACGACAAAGUCCUGUAUCAUAUACUGUACAGGGAUUAUUAUUGCCCAGUUACUGAUAAUAACUGGAAUCGCCUUGGUUGUGACUCAAGUCUUCCAAGCUGUUCUCCACAACCUCGUCAAAAAGCAAAUAGUUUUGAAGGAAGGCGCCGAUGUUUUUAAAUCCUGGCAAAACCCUCCUCCACCAGUGUACAUGGAGUACUACUUCUUUAAUGUGACAAACGCAGAAGCUGUGAUACAAGGUGGGAAGCCGUCUGUUGAAGAGAUUGGACCGUACACCUACAGAGAGUACAGGUCUAGAGAAAAUGUGACCUUCCUUGAAAAUGGUACGAUGGUAUCAGCUUUAAGUCCCAAGACGUUUGUGUUUCUUCGAGAUAUGUCGUCAGGGGACCCAGAGGUUGACCUGAUAACAACCGUCAACAUCCCAGCUGUGGCUGUUAUGGAGAAAGUCAAAAGUUCCAUAAUCUUGAGUUCUAUUAUUUCAUACGGGAUGCAGUCCAUUGGUGUUAAAAUGUUCAUGACACAUACCAUUCAUGAGCUUUUGUGGGGCUUCAAAGAUCCUCUUCUGACCCGACUUCGUGCGUUCAAACCAGAGGUCGAGGAAUACUUUGGGCUCAUGUAUAAGAAAAAUGCUACCAGUGAUGAUCAGUUUGUAUUCCACACAGGAAUACAGGACUACAAAGACUUUGGUAAAAUUGUCUCCUGGAACGGUGAAAGCAAAAUGAAGUGGUGGUCCUCGAAUGAAAGCAACAUGAUCAGUGGCAGUGAUGGAAGCUCCUUUCACCCACUGAUAGGAAAGAAUGAAUCACUAUCCAUCUUUUCACCUGAUCUGUGCAGGUCUAUAUAUGUAAACUUUGAAAAGGAGGUGGAAAUAAAAGGUAUACCUGCCUACCGAUUCUCCAUCCCAUCUGAAGUUCUUGCCAGUCCUGAAAUUAACCCUGCCAACACUGGGUUCUGUGUACCAGCAGGAAAAUGCCUGGGAACCGGAGUGUUAAAAGUUAGCGUCUGCAGAAAAGGAGCACCUGUCGUUGUCUCAUUCCCACACUUUUACCAAGCGGAUCAGAAAUAUGUUGAUGCAAUUGAGGGACUGUCCCCAAACAAAGAUGACCACGAAACCUUCCUAGAUAUUAACCCACUUACUGGUUUCCCUGUGAGAGCAUCCAAGAGAGCCCAGAUUAACAUUUUAGUGGAUCGAAUUGUUGGUUUCCCAAUAACCAAAAAUCUGAACCAGACCAUAUUCCCUGUGAUGUUUAUAAAUGAGAGUGUUGUGAUUGAUGAUGCAUCUGCCAAAAGAGUGAGGACAUUGUUGCUGAUUUCAACCAUUGUAACCAACUUCCCUUUAAUCAUUGUCGGGUUGGGAGCACUCCUGCUGGGUGUCCUAAUAAUCCUACUAUGCAGAUCCCGAAUGCAGAAGAAACCCAUAGCAAAAGAAGAUACUGCCUACACUCAAGUUGGUGAGAAGCCAGAGGAAAGCUGUGAAAACAACUCUUGUGCAAAUAUUCAGUUAAAGACGUACACAAGCACUUAAUACAUAAGGACGUCCCAGAGCGAACAUUGAAGUAGGGCAAAACGGGGUUGGGUUGGGGAGGGGAGGGAAGGGUACAUUGGGUUACUGGUGGGACAUCGCCAUAAUAAUUCUAAUAAUCGAGACAUAACUUCUUUCUUUCAUGUUUUUUCACACAUUGCUGGUAUUGACUAUCAUUUUAUCAUUACUUUUGAGGCAUAAGCAAUUAGGAAAGAACACUACCCAGGAACAAAAAAAAAUAAAUAAAAAAAUUGUUACACGGUGUAAUGCAUAAGAUACAGUUUUUUUAUUAAAAAAAAAAUCUGGCAGAGCUGUAAACAGCGCUCUGCUUCUACUUUCCGUUUUGAAUUUCUUCAGUGUUUCUGUGAAAAUCGGAAAGAAGGCCAAAUAUUGUUAAUCACGACAAGUGUUAUAAAUUGUAUUUAUUAUUGUUAUUAUUUUUUUUGUGUAACUUGCUUUACAUCUACGUGGCUAAAAUGAGUAUAAUGUAGGCAGUAAGCUUUUUCAGUUAGUUGUAUAAUUGUGAAAUAAUAUUGCUGUGAUGGACAUGCCUGUCUCCUGGUAGAUUUCUGAGGCAUAGUUCCCAGGGGAUUUGCAGAUGUCAUUUUAGAUUAGCUAGUGUAGCCACCUGCUGAAGGAACGAACCCACAACUUUAGAAUUCAGAGGUAUCUGUAGUAACCAUCACAGCUGUAUUUCCAUGAGCUUCAGUGUGGCACAUUUAUUAGAUUGUGUUUUUUCCAUAGAUACGGAACAACAUUAAGGCAUUACUGGGUACGUAAAGUGACUGAUUUUUUUUUUUUUUGUGCUCACUCAGAUUACUGCUCAAAUGUACUCUGAGCUGCUCAGGAGGAGUGGAACUGAGCAUGCCGUUGAGUGGGUUCUUUCACUGAGCUGCGCUGAGGUGCUCACUUAAUCUGCACACCACGAUGUACAGUUAUAGCCAGUAAUGAUGUGGAACUAUGUGUAAAGCAUCUGGAAUAUAAUUUUUAUUAAAAUAAUCCUGAACCAAAAAAAUAAGACAUGUACAAUGUGCUAAAAUUUAAACAAAAUAUGUAUGCAUAUAAUGAGCAUAACAUAAAAGUAUGCAUAUAUUCAGAGACCACACAAUGUAAAACAUGAUGUCCCAUACACACUCACGGCAAAAACAACAUA
This is a messenger RNA of Polyodon spathula (Mississippi paddlefish), 3088 nucleotides long. RefSeq names its product lysosome membrane protein 2-like. Gene Ontology annotation, biological process: receptor-mediated endocytosis; protein targeting to lysosome. The transcript has 12 exons. Gene Ontology annotation, molecular function: scavenger receptor activity. The record is from RefSeq and is a predicted model, not a curated record. Bases 412 to 1938 code for a protein of 508 amino acids. Lineage: Eukaryota; Metazoa; Chordata; Actinopteri; Acipenseriformes; Polyodontidae. Gene Ontology annotation, cellular component: cytoplasm; lysosome; membrane.